This is a messenger RNA of Nanorana parkeri, 3470 nucleotides long. RefSeq names its product catenin beta 1 (gene CTNNB1). Gene Ontology annotation, cellular component: catenin complex; adherens junction. The coding region runs from base 344 to 2698 and encodes 784 amino acids. The record is from RefSeq and is a predicted model, not a curated record. Lineage: Eukaryota; Metazoa; Chordata; Amphibia; Anura; Dicroglossidae. Gene Ontology annotation, biological process: positive regulation of transcription by RNA polymerase II; cell adhesion. Gene Ontology annotation, molecular function: protein phosphatase binding; alpha-catenin binding; transcription coactivator activity. The transcript has 16 exons.
GCGAAGGUUGCUGGUAUAAAACUAGAGUGUACGGCGCCAUUUUAAGCCUGUGUGUCGCGGUGUGGAGAGCGAGUGAAGACAGAGGUGUGCACUUGGCCGGACAGCCACGGGGGGAAGAGAGAAAACGCGGAGAUUUAAGGCGACAUUUGCAGCGAGACUUACGUACCUCUUCGGUACAGCACCACACGAGACGUCACCCCUAUAGGUGGGACGGGAGUUAAGGAUAACGGGGGUUGGUGGAGGAGGAGGAGGCCAACACCGGACGACAUUGUUUUCAACGAGCGGAGCCUGAACACCGUGAGCAUACGGCUCUUGAAGUACAACAGUGGUUUCUGAACACCGAAUGAUGGCUACUCAAGCUGACCUCAUGGAACUAGACAUGGCAAUGGAGCCAGACCGCAAAGCAGCAGUCAGCCACUGGCAGCAACAGUCUUACCUGGAUUCUGGUAUUCAUUCUGGAGCCACAACUACUGCUCCAUCACUGAGUGGCAAAGGGAAUCCAGAUGAUGAAGAUGUGGAUACAUCCCACGUACUGUAUGAAUGGGAGCAGGGAUUUUCUCAGCCUUUCACUCAAGAUCAAGUGUCUGAUAUUGAUGGGCAGUUUGCAAUGACCAGAGCUCAGAGAGUUCGGGCUGCCAUGUUUCCUGAAACUUUAGAUGAAGGCUUGCAAAUUCCAUCCACACAGUUUGAUUCUGCCCAUCCCACAAACGUGCAGCGCUUGGCUGAGCCUUCGCAGAUGCUUAAACAUGCCGUGGUGAACUUGAUAAACUACCAAGAUGAUGCUGAGCUUGCAACCCGUGCUAUCCCUGAGCUAACCAAACUACUCAACGAUGAGGACCAGGUUGUUGUCAACAAGGCCGCAGUUAUGGUCCAUCAGCUUUCCAAGAAAGAAGCCUCCCGCCAUGCCAUUAUGCGUUCUCCACAGAUGGUGUCUGCAAUUGUUCGGACAAUGCAGAACACAAAUGAUGUUGAAACUGCACGGUGUGCUGCUGGAACACUCCACAAUCUUUCUCACCAUCGUGAGGGCUUGUUGGCCAUCUUUAAAUCUGGAGGCAUUCCUGCUUUGGUCAAAAUGCUCGGGUCACCAGUGGACUCUGUGCUGUUCUAUGCUAUCACAACACUGCACAAUCUGCUGUUGCAUCAAGAAGGGGCAAAAAUGGCUGUCCGCUUGGCUGGUGGUCUGCAGAAAAUGGUUGCCUUGCUGAACAAAACAAAUGUCAAAUUUCUAGCCAUUACCACAGACUGUCUUCAGAUAUUGGCUUAUGGAAAUCAAGAAAGCAAGUUGAUUAUCCUCGCAAGCGGAGGACCUCAAGCCUUGGUGACAAUAAUGCGCACUUACAGUUAUGAGAAACUUCUGUGGACCACGAGCCGUGUACUGAAGGUUCUUUCUGUAUGCUCCAGCAAUAAGCCUGCUAUUGUUGAAGCAGGUGGCAUGCAAGCUUUGGGCUUGCACCUCACAGACCCAAGCCAACGUCUGGUGCAGAACUGCCUAUGGACUUUAAGAAAUCUUUCCGAUGCUGCAACUAAGCAGGUAUAUGAGGGAAUGGAAGGUCUUCUAGGAACCCUUGUUCAACUUCUUGGAUCAGAUGAUAUCAAUGUUGUAACUUGUGCAGCUGGUAUUCUGUCCAAUCUCACAUGUAACAAUUACAAAAACAAAAUGAUGGUCUGCCAAGUUGGUGGUAUUGAAGCGCUGGUCCGCACAGUUCUUCGUGCAGGAGAUAGAGAAGACAUUACUGAACCUGCUAUCUGUGCUCUCCGUCAUCUUACUAGCCGGCACCAAGAAGCUGAGAUGGCACAAAAUGCUGUUCGCCUCCACUAUGGACUUCCAGUUGUUGUAAAGCUAUUACAUCCGCCUUCUCACUGGCCGUUAAUCAAGGCCACUGUGGGGUUAAUUCGUAAUCUGGCUCUUUGCCCAGCUAAUCAUGCACCUUUACGUGAACAAGGUGCAAUUCCAAGACUGGUCCAAUUGUUGGUUCGUGCACACCAAGACACACAGCGCCGCACAUCCAUGGGUGGAACACAGCAACAAUUUGUGGAAGGUGUGCGUAUGGAAGAAAUCGUUGAAGGUUGCACAGGAGCCCUACACAUUCUUGCACGUGAUGUACACAACAGAAUUGUGAUCAGAGGCCUGAAUACCAUUCCAUUGUUUGUACAGCUUUUGUACUCUCCUAUUGAAAACAUCCAGAGAGUUGCAGCUGGUGUGCUUUGUGAACUGGCCCAAGACAAGGAGGCUGCAGAAGCUAUUGAAGCUGAAGGAGCUACAGCACCACUUACAGAGCUGCUUCAUUCACGAAAUGAAGGCGUCGCAACAUAUGCAGCAGCUGUGCUGUUCCGUAUGUCUGAAGACAAGCCUCAAGAUUACAAGAAGCGGUUGUCUGUUGAACUGACCAGCUCUCUGUUCAGGACUGAGCCCAUGCCUUGGAAUGAGACUGGAGAUCUUGGUGUUGAUAUUUGUGCUCCGGGAGAGACUCUUGGCUACAGACAAGAUGAUCCCAGCUACAGAUCUUUUCAUGCUGGAGGAUAUGGGCAAGAUGCAAUGGGAAUGGACCCAAUGAUGGAUCAUGACAUGGGAGGUCAUCAUCCAGGAGCAGAGUACCCAGUUGACGGUCUACCAGACUUAGGCCACGCUCAGGAUCUUAUGGACGGACUGCCACCAGGCGACAGUAAUCAGUUGGCCUGGUUUGACACGGACUUGUAAAUAUAUAUAUUUUCGUUAUCGUCAGAAUGAAUUUGCAUUGUGAUUGGCCUGUAGAGUUGCUGAGAUGGCUCAUGGGGUGGGCUGGUUAUCUCCAGAAAGUGCCUGACACACUAACCAAGCUGAGUUUCCUAUGGGAACAAUGGAAGCUAACUUUAUGUUCUGGUCCUUUUUUUGGUCGGAGGAACAAUACCAUUGGAUUUUGGAAGUGACUCGUACAUCAAGAAUGCACAAGAAUAGUUUGCAAGCUGGAACUUAUCAAAACACUAGCCUUGCUUGUUUUAAAUAACUUUUUUUUUAUUUUUAAUUUUUUUUAUCUCUGUAAUGGUACUGACCUAGCUUGCUUUUCUUAGUAUUUUAGAUUUAUUUUCCUUUCUGCGGUAACAUCUUAAGUCUCUGUAGUGUUCAGUUAGUGCUUAUUGCUAAAGCGGUUUCUAAUUUUUAAGGAUCAAGUAAGUGUAGAACACUAAUUCAUAAUCACUCUAAUUGUAUCCUGAAUAAAGUGGAACAUUGUGUAGCCUUUUUGUAUAAAAACAUAGACUAAUAGAAAUGGUCCAAAAAGUUUUCUUUUAUUAUGCUUAAUAAGCAGAUGGAUCGAUUUUUGAUCAAAGCUUUUAUCUGGGAUAUGUCUGGGUAGGGGCCAGUAAGAACUUAUUUGGAACCUGUAAUGGACAGUUUACCAGUUGCCUUUUAUCCCAAAGUUAUGUACUCUGAGGCCACAGAUGCUUAAUGAAAAUCAUGAAAAUGGCUCAGAAGAAUUAAAGUGGACUUUUAA